AUGGAAAACAGUGAUAAAACAGAAAAAACAAUAUCUAAAAAACAAUUUGCAAGUAUACAUAUGAAGAUUCAAAAUAAAUAUGAAGAAAUGCAGAGGAAACUGGAAAAGUCUCGAUCUAUGGAUUCGUUGACUUGUAAUUGUUUAAGUAAGGAAGACGAAAAAAAAUGUGCAAGUGUUUGUGAUUUAGGUUCAAUAACGAGGGAAGAAAAUUUACUUGACGAAAUAAAUAAUCAUGUGCAACACAUAACAAUACUAGAUACAAAUCAAGAGAAAAUAACUCGUGAUAACAUUGCUUAUGACGAACCUAUUGUUGCUAAAUCUGAAUCCAUAUCAAAUAUAAGUGAAAAGUGUGACAGCGAAUGUGAAAGUACAAACGAUUAUGUUUUUUUUAAUAAACAUUAUUUUAAAACGAGCCUUGAAUCAUUGAGUGAAGUUGCAAAAGAGGAUAGUGACGAAUGUGAAUCAUUUACACCUCAGCCACGUACUCUUCGUAGUAGAAUAGAAUCACACCUCAGAAAACGACAGCGGGAAGAAAAAUUCACUAAACCAAAAUCAAAAGAGUCUAAAAAUAAAGUUGAUAAAUAUAUACUAUCUAAUGCAGUAGAAAACGGGAAAGUUAAACCAUUGAAAAAGAUGAAACAGGCUACUGUGACUAUUGCAUUGAUUGAAGUUACGGGUUUCGAACCGACCAAACUAGAAGAUAAACCGCGUGUUUUAAUGUUUCGAUUUAGAUUAGGUACUGAAAAGCUUAAAUCAAAAUUAAUUAAGAGCCACAAAGACGUAGUUCCAGUUCAAGAAAUAUUUAAUUUAAAUUUAUACGACAACGACAGUCUACUGGAGCUCACACUUUCUGAAAGAGAUAAUAUAAUUUGCAGUACUGUUACAGAUAUAACUUCAGUUUUAGAAGUUAUAAUUUAUGACGAGAAAAAAAACGACGAGGUCGGAAGGGUAGCGAUACCUUUGCUUAAAGUUAGGUGCGGAAAAAAUUGGUAUGCUCUAAAAUGUUGCAAUCUUAAAGAUAGGGCAAAGGGUAACAAUCCUAGGAUUCUUCUAGAAAUCAAUCUUGUUUGGAAUAUGAUUAAAGCAGCGAUUCGGGUGAUAAAUCCAAAAGAACCUAAUUAUCUACAACAAGAGGAAAAAUUAGACAGACAUGUUUUUGCGAGAAACUUGUCUAGGGCCAAAGUCGUUACCACUUGGAUAAUGAACGCAUUGGAAGUAUUCAAGUAA
Danaus chrysippus (African queen) is the source of this 1227-nucleotide messenger RNA. The record is from the annotation of a GenBank genome assembly. Lineage: Eukaryota; Metazoa; Arthropoda; Insecta; Lepidoptera; Nymphalidae.